This is a messenger RNA of Phytophthora infestans T30-4, 1385 nucleotides long. RefSeq names its product actin-like protein. The transcript has a single exon. Bases 33 to 1385 code for a protein of 450 amino acids. NCBI's taxonomy places the organism in Eukaryota, Oomycota, Peronosporomycetes, Peronosporales, Peronosporaceae. The record is from RefSeq and is a predicted model, not a curated record.
CUAGUAGGAACUGCGAUAAUCUCCUCGACGACAUGUACUGCGGCGACGAUGUGGAAGCUGUUGUUGGGGAUGUCGGCACGGGGCUGAGCAAGUUCGGAUUGGCAGGAGAGGAUACGCCGCAGCUGGUGCUUCCCAGCAUAGUAGGUCGCCGGCCGCCACCUCCUAAGGAUGCCAAGGACGCGCCUGCAACGUCCGCUGUGCUCGGAGACAUGUGGCACCGACACGAUCUAGAGGUUGUGCGGCCUAUUGAGGCGUGUGCAGUGGCCAACUGGGACGCAUUAGAGAAGGUCUGGAGCCAUGCAUUCGAUCGCCUCCACGUGGACGCCAAGAUCCAUCCAGUCAUCACAUCAGCAGCUUCUUGCUUUGCCAACGACGCACUGCACAACGCGGCGUCUCGGGACGGUGAGAAGUACUUGGAGAUGAUGUUUGAAACCUUCCAGGUGCCAGCCUUCUACAUGGCUAAGGACGCGGUGCUGGACGCGUUUGCUUUCGGGCGAUCCCUCGCUUUAGUGGCUGAAAUUGGCGCUGGAGCGUCUCGUGUCGUGCCUGUAUACGAUGGAUACGCGCUGGAGCGACCGGCACAGUACUCGCCAGUGGGAUGUAAUCAGUUGUCUGAGUAUUUGGAGCACUUAAUGUCCACGCAAAAGCCAAAAUCAGUCACAGUGAGGCCACGGGGGACUUUUACAAGGAAACUGAACCCACAGACAGGAGCAUUGGAGACCAUUCCGUUGUCUGAGGAGCUUACGACGCCGCCGGCGAUGCCAUCCAGCUAUCUCAAGUUUGCAAGAGCAGAUUUGUUUAGGGACAUGCGAGAGACUACAUGUAUUACGUCGGAAACAGCACUCGAGGGGCAGCUCAGAGACUCGCCUGGACAAGCGUCGUCGCCGGAACCGGAGCCGUUGGAGAUUACAGAGCAGCAGUAUGAACUGCCAGAUGGACAGACCAUUGUGUUGGGCAAAGAGCGGUAUGAAGUUCCUGAGUUUUUGCUCCAUCCUAAGAACUUUGGUGGUGCUGUGGUCAAGAACGAGCAGCACGCUGCAGCAGCGGCCAAGGUAGUAGCAAAGGGUCUGCAUACGAUGUUGUACGAUGCGGUGCAGCUGUGCGAUGCUGACCUACGACGAGAUUUGCUGACCAAUAUCAUCCUGUGUGGAGGAGGUAGUCUCACGCCAGGCAUCACCGAGCGUUUGCACGCGGAACUCACACGUAUGGUGCCCAGUACAUUCAAGGUGCGCUUCACGACUGUUACGAAGAUCGAGCGACAAUUCAGCGUCUUCAUCGGCGGUUCUAUCUUGGCAUCAUUAGGCUCGUUCCAGCAGUUGUGGGUAUCCAAGCGUGAGUAUGACGAAGUUGGAGCCCACGCUCUGUGCGCAGACCGCUUUUGCUAG